Penicillium mononematosum is the source of this 957-nucleotide messenger RNA. RefSeq lists its product as uncharacterized. The coding region runs from base 1 to 957 and encodes 318 amino acids. The record is from RefSeq and is a predicted model, not a curated record. NCBI's taxonomy places the organism in Eukaryota, Fungi, Ascomycota, Eurotiomycetes, Eurotiales, Aspergillaceae. The transcript has a single exon.
AUGGAUCUUGCAUCAGCCCGUGGGACCAAAAUCAGCGAUAUAGUAAUCGAUCACCGUCCCAGCACAGGCCGUGGCAAGAAGCUUACCCUUGCGCAAGAGGGCGUUCUGAAGAGACUCUAUGAACAAAAAUUGCCCUCUGUGCCAGAUGGUGAGCUGCCAGCGAAAGGCUUCUGGGUGAAUCUCGCGUCGCAGUUUCGCGAGCAGACCGGUCGUGAGUAUUCAUGGUUGUCUGUGAAACGGCGGGCUGCAGGUUGGCGUCAAAAGUCUCUAGAAAUCGACCAUCGAUUGGAUGCUAGCGAGCUCGGGGUUGAGGAUUCGGAACUUGAGCCUAGUCAUCAAAAUAUUGCUCGUGGAUCCCCCUCUCAGCAGGAUUCACGCGACAGCGAACAACCCCCGCUGCCACCAAGCAAGCACCAGAGGGAUUCGAGCACCCUGGAGUUGUCUGAACUUGAAAAAAGCCCCGGUGUUGGCUACUGGUUGCAGCGCAGUUGGUUUCCAAGCGCCACAGACCCAAGCCCAGACACCAGUAAGAGUGUCAGGUCCACUCGCAUGGCUCAGGCCCGCCCCCGAUCAAGAUCGCCCAACCAUGUAUCGCAGCCUGGGUACCGUCGCCGAUCUCCAACAACGAGCCGUACCAAAAGCAUCUCUAAACGGUUGCAUCAGCAGCUGGCCUCUUCCUCCAAUGGACUAGUCGCGUCUGGCACUCAUCCUUGGUCCGGCUCCCCAGCUCAUGAAGAUGUGCAACUCAGUCAUCUGAGUACACGAAAGCCACAUGAAUCCAACCGUAUCCACGGGUCAGUGGAGAACGAAUCGGAGAGUCACGCUCGUGAUUCAGGAAGAUCUAAGCAUGAAGAGAAUAAAGUCAGCACCGGCCUUCUUGCGUCGCCACACUUAUCUGAGCAAGAUGACUUACCACUGGCCCCAACUCGAAUCAAAAGGAGGCGUGUUGCAAAAUGA